Lynx canadensis (Canada lynx) is the source of this 2160-nucleotide messenger RNA. Its product is annotated as zinc finger protein 555. Gene Ontology annotation, molecular function: RNA polymerase II transcription regulatory region sequence-specific DNA binding; DNA-binding transcription factor activity, RNA polymerase II-specific. Bases 139 to 1998 code for a protein of 619 amino acids. Gene Ontology annotation, cellular component: nucleus. The transcript has 4 exons. The record is from RefSeq and is a predicted model, not a curated record. Gene Ontology annotation, biological process: regulation of transcription by RNA polymerase II. Lineage: Eukaryota; Metazoa; Chordata; Mammalia; Carnivora; Felidae.
CGCGUGGACGUGGCUCCGGGCAGGUCCCGGGGGCUCCUGCGCACCUGCCCGCGCGGACCCAGGUGUCCUCUCACCUGCCCGGCCCUCCGGCCCGGGGGGAAGACGUCUUCCCCGGAGAGCUCGGAGCCGGGCCCCGACAUGGACUCAGUGGUCUUUGAGGAUGUGGCUGUGGACUUUACCCUGGAGGAGUGGGCUUUGCUGGAUUCUGCUCAGAGGAAGCUCUACAGAGACGUGAUGCUGGAAAACUUGAAAAACCUGGCCGCAGUGGAUGAUGAGACUCAAUUGAAGGCCAAUGGGUCUGUUUCUCAGCAGGAUGCUUAUGGGAAUAAAAUAUCCAAGGGAAACAAAUUGGCAAAGUUCACCAGAAAUGAAUCCUGGGCCUCUGUUUUAGGGAAAAUUUGGGAAGAACUCAGCACGGAAGAUCAGCCCACAAACCAGGGGAGACACCUGAGAAAUCCUGUGGUGGAGAGACUCUCUGAAAGUAAUGGUCAGUGCAGGGAAGGCUCCAUUCAGAUUCCAAAUCUUAAUCUGUAUGAGAAAACUCUUUGCGGAGUUAAAGAGGAUGAAUGCAGUGAGUAUGAGAAAGUCUUCGGGCGUCACAUCGCCAUGCACGCUGGACACAAAGCGUAUCAGUGUCAGGAGUGUGGGCGGGCCUAUACCUGUCGUGCACACCUAAGAAUGCAUGUGAGAACCCACAACAGAGAGAGAACCUACGCGUGUAAAUUAUGUGGAAAAACCUUUCCUCGUACCUCUUCCCUCAACCGGCACGUAAGGAUUCACACUGCUGAGAAAACCUAUGAGUGUCAGCAAUGUGGGAAGGCCUUCAUUGAUUUCUCAAGUCUUACUAGUCAUGUGAGAACUCACACUGGAGAGAAGCCAUAUAAGUGCAAGGAAUGUGGGAAAGCCUUCAGUUAUUCCUCAACUUUCCGGAGACACAUGAUAACGCACACUGGAGAGAAGCCCUAUAAAUGUAAAGAAUGUGGGGAAGCCUUCAGCUACUCCUCAACUUUUCGGAGGCAUAUGAUCUCACACACUGGGGAGACACCACAUAAAUGUAAGGAAUGUGGAGAAGCCUUCAGCUACUCCUCAGCUUUUCGGAGGCACAUGAUCUCACACACUGGAGAGAAGCCCUACGAAUGUAAACAGUGUGGGAAAACCUUUAUUUACCUGCAGUCCUUCCGGAGACACGAAAGGAUUCACACUGGAGAGAAACCCUAUGAAUGCAAACAGUGUGGGAAAACCUUCAUUUAUCCCCAGUCCUUUCGAAGACACGAAAGGACUCAUGGUGGACAGAAGCCCUAUGAGUGCAGCCAGUGUGGGAAAGCCUUCAGCCAUCCCUCGUCCUUUCGAGGGCAUAUGAGAGUGCACACUGGGGAGAAACCUUAUGAAUGCAGUCAGUGUGGCAAAACUUUCAACUGGCCCAUCUCCUUACGAAGACAUAUGAGGACCCACACCAGAGAGAAACCCUACGAGUGCAAACAGUGUGGGAAAGCCUUCAAUUUGUCUGCUUGCUUUCGAGAACAUGUGUGGAUGCAUCCAGGAGACAAGUCCUAUCAAUGCAAGCUAUGCGGGAAAGCGUUCUAUUGCCACAUAUCCUUACAGAAACACAUGAGAAGGCACACCGCAGAGAAACUCUAUGAAUGCAAGCAGUGCGGGAAAGCUUUCAGUUGGCCUGAACUCCUGCAGCAGCACGUGAGAACACAUACCGCGGAGAAACCCUAUGAAUGUAAGGAAUGCGGGAAGGUCUUCAAAUGGCCGUCAUCCUUGCCGAUACAUAUGAGAGUGCACACUGGAGAGAAACCCUAUGAAUGUAAGGAGUGUGGGAAGGCUUUUAGUUGUUCCUCAUCCUUAAGAAGACAUGUAAGGAUACACACUACCGAGAGACACUACUUAUGCACUGCGGGAAAUUCUGCAGAUGAAUUCAUGCCCCAUGCUUCAGAAAAUCCACACCAGGAGAGAAAUCUGAUAAAAGUUGUAAAUAUGGUACUGCCUUUGUGAGAACCCCAUCAAAGUGGACCCAUGGGGUGUGCAUUUCCAGUUCUUUUACAGAUAAAAACUUGGGUGCAGAAUAGCUCUCCAAGUACUCUUAGCUUUCAUACGAAAGUUUGCAAAUACUAUGUUUUCCCCUACAUUUCAGUAAAUAAACCUAUCUUUACAGUU